Molecule: messenger RNA, 4658 nt
Organism: Gorilla gorilla gorilla (western lowland gorilla)
Lineage: Eukaryota; Metazoa; Chordata; Mammalia; Primates; Hominidae
Gene: SMARCE1
Product: SWI/SNF related BAF chromatin remodeling complex subunit E1
Exons: 11
Coding region: 2033-3124 (363 amino acids)
Biological process (GO): negative regulation of DNA-templated transcription
Cellular component (GO): SWI/SNF complex
Molecular function (GO): nucleosomal DNA binding; nuclear receptor binding
Source: RefSeq, a predicted model, not a curated record
ACAAAGCCAGAAAAAGAAUGUACUGAAAUCCCUUCUGAGGCCUUUGUGUAUCGUACAUUAAUCCUUUACAUGUCUCUGUUAGAUAUAUACAUAUAUAUAUAUACAAUUUUUUUUUUUUGAGACGUUGUCUCGCUCUGUCGCCCAGGCUGGAGUGCAGUGGCGCCAUCUCCGUUCACUGCAAGCUCCGCCUCCCGGGUUCACGCCAUUCUCCUGCCUCAGCCUCCCCAAUAGCUGGGACCACAGGCGCCCGCCGCCACGCCCGGCUAAUUUUGUUUUUGUAUUUUUAGUAGGGACGGGGUUUCACCGUGUUAGCCAGGAUGGUCUCGAUCUCCUGACCUAGUAAUCUGCCCGCCUCGGCCUCCCAAAAGAGCUGGGAUUACAGGCAUGAAUUUUUUUAACAAGCAAUUUCAUAUACAUCUUCUCAAGCACCACUCAAGCUGCCUGUCCACGGGGCAGACGACCUCUCCUUUAGUCUUUCUCUUGAAUAUGCUCUUCAAUUUCAUUAAUCUCUAUUCAUGAGUAUAACAAUAUUGGAAAAAUUGGACAGAGUAUCACUUGUUCCUCGCUUUGCAGACUAGAGAUGCUUCUAGUCUCUGUUGGCACACUCAGGAUGGGGGCUACGGGAAGCCCAAGAAUUCAGCCUCUCUCUCUAAAUGUCAAGUGUUUUCGAGUAACCACAGGUCAGGGAUCCCAUAUGUUCAUUCUCCCUCCACAGUGGCCCACAAUAUCCAUCGGGUGUUUAUGUAUCCAAAGAAGAGGCUACUCAUUCCAUCUGGUAAACCAACAUACUCAUGAUUUAGUGGAAAGAGCCCUGGAGUAGCACAGAGGGCUGCCUCAAUACACACUUACUGAGCGUCUAAUAAUGAAUGGGUCAAGCCUUUCGUAGGCACUGGCAAUGGGAAGAUGACCAAUACAGACGGCUGAACCUUGCUUUCAAGGCCUUCAUAAAGCACUGGAGAUGACAAACACGGUCCGAUACAAAGGGUCGGGUUCAGGACUCCAACCAUUAUUAUCAAAGAGCCACGGGAAUACAAAGGAAGGAUUACUAGGGGGGAAGUUCCAGGAGGGCAUCACAAAGAGACCUCUGAGCUGGAUCCAGAAGGACAGAUGAGUUUAAGCUGAAAGUGAGGACGAUCGUUCCCGCUGGUGGGAACCGAAGGAGCCGAGGCAGCGCUGGGGCGGAGACCAGGUGGCACCCGCGGCGCUGCAAGGACACACAAGCUGUUGCGAGGGGGUCAACUCUCCGGGCCUUGGCUUAGAAACCUGGGACGAUUACACCCUAAAAGCGCUUGGAAAAACUGCAGAACUCGUGCUGCUUUUCGCCAAAGCUACUCCCCCGCCGUGAGGGCAGGAAGCGCUGCGAGGCGCCUGCGAGGACGCAAACGCCGCGAAGCAAGUCCUCCACGCCUCCAUCCAAGGUUUAGUGAAGUGUAGACUCUGACCCACAGCCGAAAGGAAAGAAAGACCGGAGUCCGGGAGGGCCCCUCCAGGGGCGGGCUCAGCCGGAGUCUGGCCGAACUGCUUGCUGCCACAGUGGUUCCGCGGCCUCGCGCUGAGCGCCAUCCGCCGUCUCCCACCGCGGCCCCCACCGCCCCUCCGCAAGGCUCGGCACUUCCCGCCACCUCCUCGGUCGCUGCGGCGGCUCCGGCUCCUCACAGCCGCUAAACCCAGGCCUAUCCUGCGUUAAGUCGGGCCUCCUCGGCCCUCUUCGCCGUGACGAAUCAGCGCCCGGCUGGGAAAGUAUCAAAAUUCGGGGAGUUUUGAGGAUCCAAUGGGUCCUGAAAAAAAUCCCUGAGUGUGCUAAGUAUCACCGCAUCUUCAAUAGAAGGUUAUUUUCUCUAAAGAGGGUCGGGUGGGGCCCGGGAAAAAAAAAAAAUUAAGAAGAGUGUGGAAAGUGCGAGUGCGGAAGCUCCGGACGCGAGGGGCGGGGCGUGCGCGGGACAAAGGGAAGCGAAGCCGGAGCUGCGGGCGCUUUUUCUGCCCGCGGUGUCUCAGAUUCAUUCUUAAGGAACUGAGAACUUAAUCUUCCAAAAUGUCAAAAAGACCAUCUUAUGCCCCACCUCCCACCCCAGCUCCUGCAACACAAAUGCCCAGCACACCAGGGUUUGUGGGAUACAAUCCAUACAGUCAUCUCGCCUACAACAACUACAGGCUGGGAGGGAACCCGGGCACCAACAGCCGGGUCACGGCAUCCUCUGGUAUCACGAUUCCAAAACCCCCAAAGCCACCAGAUAAGCCGCUGAUGCCCUACAUGAGGUACAGCAGAAAGGUCUGGGACCAAGUAAAGGCUUCCAACCCUGACCUAAAGUUGUGGGAGAUUGGCAAGAUUAUUGGUGGCAUGUGGCGAGAUCUCACUGAUGAAGAAAAACAAGAAUAUUUAAACGAAUACGAAGCAGAAAAGAUAGAGUACAAUGAAUCUAUGAAGGCCUAUCAUAAUUCCCCCGCGUACCUUGCUUACAUAAAUGCAAAAAGUCGUGCAGAAGCUGCUUUAGAGGAAGAAAGUCGACAGAGACAAUCUCGCAUGGAGAAAGGAGAACCGUACAUGAGCAUUCAGCCUGCUGAAGAUCCAGAUGAUUAUGAUGAUGGCUUUUCAAUGAAGCAUACAGCCACCGCCCGUUUCCAGAGAAACCACCGCCUCAUCAGUGAAAUUCUUAGUGAGAGUGUGGUGCCAGACGUUCGGUCAGUUGUCACAACAGCUAGAAUGCAGGUCCUCAAACGGCAGGUCCAGUCCUUAAUGGUUCAUCAGCGAAAACUAGAAGCUGAACUUCUUCAAAUAGAGGAACGACACCAGGAGAAGAAGAGGAAAUUCCUGGAAAGCACAGAUUCAUUUAACAAUGAACUUAAAAGGUUGUGUGGUCUGAAAGUAGAAGUGGAUAUGGAGAAAAUUGCAGCUGAGAUUGCACAGGCAGAGGAACAGGCCCGCAAAAGGCAGGAGGAAAGGGAGAAGGAGGCCGCAGAGCAAGCUGAGCGCAGUCAGAGCAGCAUCAUUCCUGAGGAAGAACAAGCAGCCAACAAAGGCGAGGAGAAGAAAGACGACGAGAACAUUCCGAUGGAGACAGAAAAAAAUUGCCAGCUCUGUCCUAGAAAAACCCUUACUUCUAGGUAUACUGAUUUUCCUGAUUAAAAGCAUCCCUCAAGGUAAAAAAAAAUAAAAAUAACUUGUAUAAAUAAAACUUACAUAAAGUACUGAUUACAUUGAUCGUCACUUGUGAUUUUGAGAUCACCUUACCUCAUAGCACUGUUUUAACACUGCCUAGUACACUGUGUAAACAGGACUAAGCUAAAAGUAGUUAUGGAAAACAAAACCAAAGGCUUCCUGGAGCAUCGUUGCAAGAAGUGGGAGGGACAGUAGUCAUACUUGGUACUCAGAUGACAACCUCUGAGUGUCAUACUUUGUACUCAAAUGACAACCAUCUGGAAAACAUGUAAUGGAAUAUAGAUAUCUUUACCAGGUAUUUCUGCAAAAUUUAAUCCAGCAGAUUAACAUUUGAAAUAGUCAUAUUUUAAGUUUCAGUAUCUGAGUCUCUUUCUGUUUUGUAUGAAUGUGUUUUUUAUUGUAAUGAAUUUGGAGCAUGAGCACAUUUUUGUGGUUAAAAUGAGCUUGAAAAUUAAAAUAACUGAUUUUUGCUAAUUUUGCAACUAGACGAACACUCAGUCCUUUGCCUCUGUUUUGGCAUCUAUGAAUGGGGCAUGUCUUAUGCUUAAGGUUUGCAGGUCUUUACUCAGAUUCUGUCCUAGUUCAAGGAAAAAACCUGAAGAAAAUCGUUUGAGACUAUUAGAGCUAAAACCUCAUGCUUUUAAUUUCUUACAGGAAACAGCCCAGCAUGACUUUAAACAAAGUGUCUAAAAGACCAACCUUAUAUUAUUUCUACAACUGCUUUCUCCUCGUUUAAUCCAUAGCACUACAGACUAACUCUCAUUCACUGUCCAACAGAAAUAAAAUGCAAGUCACGUGAAAUUUUAUAUUUUCUACUAGUGACAUAUUUUUAAAAGUUAAGCAAAACAAGUGUUUUAACAAUAUGUUUUAUUUAAUUCAACAUAUCCUAAAUAAAAUUAUUUCAACACAGAAGGAACAUUUUUAAAAUCAGCUUUCCUUUUUUUAAACAGUCUUUAUACACAUCUCAAUUCAGAAGCUAAAUUUUCAUCGGAAGUAUUUGAUCUGCAUUUAUUUAAUAAAUUUCAUUCAUUUACAGCUAAAAAGUAGAUUUUCAUACCCAAAUUGUUCCAACAUUCUUAAAAGUUCUUUAGUCACACUGGUUCAUUUCAGGGAUUUAAUAACCACAUGUGGCUAGUGGCUUCUAUAUUGGACAGCACAGCUGUAUACUGUCAGCAUAACUAGAGUAAAAUUUCAUCUUGGAACUGACAGUGACAAAUGUGUGAUUGCAGAGGAGACACACCUUGAAGAAACAACAGAGAGCCAACAGAAUGGUGAAGAAGGCACGUCUACUCCUGAGGACAAGGAGAGUGGGCAGGAGGGGGUCGACAGUAUGGCAGAGGAAGGAACCAGUGAUAGUAACACUGGCUCGGAGAGCAACAGUGCAACAGUGGAGGAGCCACCAACAGAUCCCGUACCAGAAGAUGAGAAAAAAGAAUAAGUGUUGCCUUGUUUUGUGUGUUCUAAAUACUUUUUUAAAUGAAAAAAUGUUUUUUGGUUUUAA